This is a messenger RNA of Alnus glutinosa, 2625 nucleotides long. RefSeq names its product protein BONZAI 3-like. Bases 504 to 2264 code for a protein of 586 amino acids. The transcript is spliced from 16 exons. Gene Ontology annotation, cellular component: plasma membrane. Gene Ontology annotation, biological process: cellular response to calcium ion. Lineage: Eukaryota; Viridiplantae; Streptophyta; Magnoliopsida; Fagales; Betulaceae. The record is from RefSeq and is a predicted model, not a curated record. Gene Ontology annotation, molecular function: calcium-dependent phospholipid binding.
CUUUACUUAUUCUAUGUUUCUUCUGUUUCUUUUUGCCUGCUCUGCUCUGCUCUGGUUCAGCUUUUCCUUUCCCUUUUCCAUUUUUAGUACAUAGGAAACUCCACAGAACUUCGUUUUCUGCGUAAAAGACCAAUAAAUCCUCAUCAACGAAACUUCAACACGGAACUGACGGAAGAAAUAAUCCUCUUCGGAUAACUCUGAUUUUUCCCAUGCAACAGAACUUUUUCGGUCGGUCCGCCCAUCAAAACUCCCUGGCAACCUUUCUCUCUCUAUAUUAUAUAUAGACGUUAUGAGAUGACAACUCCAUCACAGAAAAUCCCAUUCCUCAUAAUUCGUUUUCUCCAAAAGCGGUUACAACCAAACACGUUUUGAAGAGCUCUAAAAGAUAAUAAUAAUAAUAAUAAUAAAAAAAAAAAAAAAGAUUUUGUUUUAGGGUUUUAGUUUUAGAGAGAGUUAGAGAGAAGAGAAAAGAAUUUUGUUUAGGGUUUUACAGGGGGAGAGAGAUGGGAAAUUGCUUCUCGGAUUUGGAGGGAGGAAAGCAGGCCGUGGGCGCGACCUCAGCGGCCGCCACCUCCAACAACAACAAUGGCGGCCACAACGACGCUGUUGAGUUCUUCUACAGGUCUCGGGGGCUCCAUCCUCUGUUCACUCAAAUAGAGUUAUCUCUAUCAGCAUCCAACUUGAUUGAUCGUGACUUCACUUCAAAGAGUGAUCCCAUGGCUGUGGUGUAUGCAAAGAAAAUAGACGGAAAGCUAGAGGAGUUAGGUCGCACUGAAGUUGUAUUGAAUAGUUUGCAUCCCAAAUGGAUAGAAAAAGUUACAGUUGCAUUCCAAUUCGAGAUUGUACAGCCAUUGGUAUUUCAUGUGUAUGAUGUUGAUUCGAAGUAUCAUAAUAUCCCUGUGAAGACCCUGAAAUUGAAGGAUCAAGACUUUCUUGGAGAGGCAACUUGUGUUUUAUCAGAGAUAGUAACCAAACAAAGUCGGAGUUUAACCCUAAAUCUUCAUAACAAAAAUGGGAAGACGGGUUUGAGGAACUUUGGGGCACUCACUAUCCAUGCGGAGGAAACAGUUGCUUCGAGGAGUGCUGUUGAGAUGAUAUUUCGUUGUUCUCACUUGGAUAACAAGGACCUAUUUUCUAAAAGUGAUCCUUUUUUGAAAAUAUCUAGAAUUGUUGAGAGCGGAGAUCCUGUUCCAAUAUGCAAGACUGAAGUGGUGAACAACAACUUAAAUCCAACUUGGAAACCCCUAUGCAUGAGUAUGAAUCAGUUUGGAAGUAUGGAUAACCCAUUAAUUAUUGAAUGCUUUGAUUUCAACAGCAGUGGCAAUCAUGUGCUUAUUGGUAAGCUCCAAAAGUCAGUAGCAGACCUAGAAAAACUUCACAAAGAAAGAAGUGGUGCAAAUCUUACCUUACCAUCUUCUCCUUAUGGUCACGAGAAGGUUUUGAAGGGACAACAGUUUGUGGAUCAAUUUUGUCAGAAGGAACAGUACAGUUUUCUUGAUUACAUUUCUAGUGGAUUUGAGCUUAACUUUAUGGUUGCUGUUGACUUUACGGCCUCCAAUGGAAAUCCUCGGAAUCCAGAUUCUCUACACUAUAUUGAUCCUUCUGGCCGGUUGAAUUCUUAUCAGCGGGCUAUAAUGGAGGUUGGGGAGGUCAUUCAGUUUUAUGAUUCUGAUAAACGUUUUCCUGCUUGGGGCUUUGGAGGAAAAACUUUUGAUGGUUCCCUCUCACAUUGUUUUAAUUUGAAUGGAAGUGCAAGUGGCUAUGAGGUCGAAGGAGUUGAAGGCAUCAUGGCUGCUUAUGCAAGUGCUCUACGUAAUGUCGCUCUUGCAGGGCCCACUUUAUUUGGACAAGUGAUUAACACAGCUGCGCAAAUUACCGGCCAGUCCCUUUCAUACUCCAGCAACAAGUAUUUUGUCUUGCUCAUUAUUACGGAUGGAGUCCUUACAGACCUUCAAGAAACAAAAGACGCUUUGGUGAGGGCAUCUGAUCUUCCACUGUCGAUUCUUAUUGUGGGAGUGGGAGGGGCAGAUUUUAGUCAAAUGGAGCAGGUCCUUGAUGCUGAUGGUGGACAACGAUUGGAGAGCUCUACAGGUCGCGUUGCUACGCAUGACAUCGUACAGUUUGUUCCAAUGCGAGAAGUGCAUAGUGGGCAGAUUUCUGUGGUGCAGGCUCUUUUGGAAGAGCUACCUGGACAGUUUUUGACCUACAUGCGGAGUAGAGACAUAAAGCCACUCUCUCCCCAUGUACCCCAAACCUCUGCUUAACUACGUACAUUUACCAAGUCCACAAAAGCUAUACAUAUAAAUGUUGAUACAGCAGCAACUAGGGUUUUUAGGUCUGAACUACCAACAGAUUGACAACCUGCCUAAAAGGAGGUUGGUUUUUUUUUUUUUUUUGGGUGGGUGUGUGGGAGGAAGGUUACAGUAUCAAUAUCAAGAAGACGAUGCUAGCUAGAUAUCUUGGAGGGAAAAAAAUUGAUUUCUGCUACACUUGUAGAGUUCUCUCUCUUGCAAUAUAUAUAUACGUGCUAGCUAGUGGGUGGUUUCUCCAGAUUGGAUUGUAUUCACUGCACUAUGGAAGUUCAAGUUCCUAAAAGAUAUAUAAAGGUGAUACAGCGUUUCAACA